Molecule: messenger RNA, 1256 nt
Organism: Rhododendron vialii
Lineage: Eukaryota; Viridiplantae; Streptophyta; Magnoliopsida; Ericales; Ericaceae
Exons: 8
Coding region: 253-1089 (278 amino acids)
Source: RefSeq, a predicted model, not a curated record
CAGGUGGUGAACUUCUUUAUCACAACCAUACAGUGUCUUCGACCGAUUCCUCCACCUGUUAAGAGUGCAAAGGAUAUUCUUCUUUUUUUCAAACUUUAUGACCCUUUGAAAGAGGAGCUCAGUUAUGUUGGGCGAUUGUAUGUCGAGGUCAGUGGAAAUUUUGUCCAAGAUUAAUGGGUUGGCUGGAUUUGCUCCCAAUGAAGAUAUUGAACUCUUUGAGUGAAUUUCCGACACUAAUAUUCACUCUUUCACAUGGAAAAGGACAGUAUUGUAAACUCAGACAGGAAAAGACAGAAAGGAGGGCAAAUAGAAAUAAAAUAUGAACCACCGUUCAUAUGUGAAGUUGUGAACAAGAUGGUCACAUUUCGUGGUUGUCAGCUUGAAGAUGGCGACAUCAUUUGCUUUCAGAAAUCAUCUCAAGCUGAAUGUUUUGGACAAUGUGGGCAUCCUGAUGCUCCUUCUUUUCUGGAUUAUGUGAAUUGUCAUCAGAUCGAACUGGAGCAUCACAGAAAACGCAGGCGCCUUAUUAGCUCUGAGCCAGAACCGACUGAAAGGAGCCGAAGCACCAUUUCUGACGGUUCGACCACACAGACUCACUCUGCCAAUGCUCCAGCUGGCAAAAUCAGAUUUUUGGCAUACUGGGUUUCUUCCGAGGCGUCCCUUUUACUCGAAAGGAUCCUCAACAUUCACAAGGACACUUUCACUAAAUUCUCAAUUUUUGGUCAAAAUUUGCAGACUUUACUACUUGAGUCGUUUGCCUUGUUCAUUGAAUCCAUGUCUACCACUAAGGUCAAUGAAGUGCAAGAGGAUGUACUGAGGCAGGCCACCCUUGCGAUCAAGGACUUUGAGCAUGUUGGGUUGGAGUUGUCGUGGUUGAAGAAGAGGUUGGAGGAAGCAAAGAAGGCUAAUAAACGCGCGGAAUCUCUUAUCGACAUGGAUUUGUGCGAAACUGCUCUGAAGGUGGGUAGAGCUAAGGUUCGUGAACUCGAAGAAGGGUUAGUCAAGGCCAAGGCAAAACUGGAGAAUUGGUCGACGGACUUGCCAAAUUCACUAGCAGCAAAUGAUUAUCUACUUAGGGACGUUGUAUAAAAAUGGAAACGUUUUCAUGACGGUAUCGUUUAUGUCUUUAGUGUCCUAAACUUACAACUCCGUUUACCGCACGACUCUUUGGGCGUCUAAGAUAGGUUGGCAAUCUUUUGUCACAUCUUUCGUGUAAUUAACUGGAUUCUGCAUCAGGGUAAGGCUGAGUUUCUUUA